Messenger RNA from Varanus komodoensis (Komodo dragon), 1930 nucleotides. It is a transcript of the gene ACOT7, whose product is annotated as acyl-CoA thioesterase 7. The record is from RefSeq and is a predicted model, not a curated record. Lineage: Eukaryota; Metazoa; Chordata; Lepidosauria; Squamata; Varanidae. Gene Ontology annotation, biological process: palmitic acid biosynthetic process; acyl-CoA metabolic process. The transcript has 10 exons. Gene Ontology annotation, cellular component: extracellular exosome; cytosol; nucleoplasm. Gene Ontology annotation, molecular function: long-chain fatty acyl-CoA binding. The coding region runs from base 53 to 1234 and encodes 393 amino acids.
UCCCCUCGCCGCCUCGUCUUCCCCAGCGUCGCUUGUCCUCGCCGCCGUCCUCAUGCAGCCCGCCGGGGGCCCCGCCAGCGAGGGAGCCGCCUAUGGCCCGUCCGCCGGGCCGGCCGCCAUCCAGAUCAGCAGGAUCAUGCGCCCAGAUGAUGCCAACAUUGCUGGGAAUGUCCACGGAGGGAUCAUCUUAAAAAUGAUUGAGGAGGCAGGCGCCAUCAUCAGCACCCGCCACUGCAACUCCCAGGCUGGGGAGCGCUGCGUGGCUGCCCUUGCCCGAGUUGAGCGCACCGACUUCCUCUCACCUAUGUGCAUUGGAGAGGUGGCUCACGUCAGUGCCGAGAUCACCUACACAUCCAAGCACUCCGUAGAAGUCCAAGUGAACGUGGAAUCGGAAAACAUCCUCACAGGUGUGAAGAGGGUGACAAACAAGGCUACACUGUGGUAUGUGCCCCUUUCUCUCCACAACGUGCACAAAGUUUUGGAAGUGCCCCCUAUUCAGUUUGCAAGGAAGGAGCAGGAGGAGGAAGGGCGAAGGCGCUAUGAGGAGCAAAAGCUGGAACGGCUGGAAACCAAGGAGAGAAAUGGGGACAUCAUCCAGCCCGUCAUCAACCCAGAACCAUAUACAGUUGGCUAUAGCCAGUCCAGCCUGAUCCACCUGGUGGGACCAUCUGACUGCACCAUGCAUGGAUUUGUACAUGGAGGCGUCACGAUGAAACUGAUGGAUGAAGUGGCUGGGAUUGUUGCUGCCCGCCACUGCAAGACCAACAUUGUGACAGCAUCUGUGGACGCCAUCAACUUCCACGAGAAGAUUAAAAAAGGCAGCGUGAUCACAAUUUCCGGGCGCAUGACCUUCACAAGUAACAAAUCCAUGGAAAUUGAGGUCUUUGUGGAUGCUGACCCAUUUGUGGAUGAGCCCCAGGAGCGAUACCGGGCGGUCAGUGCGUUCUUCACCUACGUGUCCUUAAGCAAGGAAGGGAGGCCGCUCCCUGUCCCACAGCUGGUGGGAGCUUCCAGCCCCUGGAGCUGCACAGGUAGACGUGGAAGUGGGGGAGAGUCGACUCUCCAGAGGCAGCCCUCCCUGGCCAAGGGAUCUCCAGAAGUGUUGGACUGCAACUCCCAUCAUUCCCAGGUAGAAACUGAGGACGAGAGGAGGCGCUUUGAGGAAGGCAAAGGCCGCUAUCUCCAAACCAAAGCCAAGCGCCAGGCGCAAAUGCAGGCGUUGACGCAGCAGUGACAUUCCAGUGGCAGGCACUUCCAGGAGAGCGCACACCGGAGCAUCAGGCAGAACCCCUUCUUCAGUGUGGGCGGCUUAGCGGACUGGUCGCUCGUGGGCACCUUGCCUCUGCCCCUUCCUCAGCAAGUACCCAUGAUGUCCGCAGUUCUGGCGAGCCAAGCCAGCUCAUGGGGACACCACGGGGAUGGCCAGGAGGGCGCAGAGGUGCGGGGUGGGCCAGGGAGAGUGGACACGGGGGGGCUGUCGCAGAGCCUGUGGCCGUUCGCGCUGGGUGUUGCCGGGCCCAGGAGACACCGGGGCGUGCCUGCCCAGCUGCGCAGCGCGGGAUGCGCCGGUUCCUCCACAGGCACUUGAGCUCCCAGGAUGCCCCCCACCCCCCCACCCAGGAGCACUAGCGUUCUCUGCAAAGAGAGGUGGAAGGGUUAGCACAGAUCAUCCUGGCCGGGGGUCUUGUGAUGCCGCUCAUUUCAUGGCUGUUCGUGUUCACCCGUGAUCACCCCGACGCCCUCUCUCUCGUGGCAAUGGCAAGCUUACACGCAGCUCCAUAUUGAGUCAGAUGGCCUCUCUGGUUCCAUUCCACAUCUCUUGAAAAUACAAUACAAUAUAUAUAUAUGUGUGUGUGUGUGUGUGUGUAUGUAUAUGUAUGCCUAAUUUAUGUCAUGAAUGUUGUGAAUAAAAGGUGCAUGCCUUUAACUA